AUGACCAUCGACAGGCGGGCUCAGGAAGGAGGAAGGUGGCGAGGGGCAACGACGGCGGCAGGAGUGUGGCGGCGACGACGGCAGCAAGGACAUGAAGGAGUAAAGGGAACAUCAGCAGCGGGUGAAGCCUUAAGGGCUGUGGUGGCUUGUCCGGCAGGGCGUACGGCAGGCUACCCAUUGGGUGCGUGUCUGCAGGUGGCACUCCGAAGGGCGGACUCCGGUGGCACCGUCGAGUCAUCCACCACUAGCAGCGGGGAUGCCGCCGUCAGACCCCGCGAGAGCUAUUGCCCCACCCGGCAGGGCGGGAAGCAUGCUGCCGGCUGGUAG
Messenger RNA from Phytophthora infestans T30-4, 327 nucleotides. RefSeq lists its product as uncharacterized. The coding region runs from base 1 to 327 and encodes 108 amino acids. NCBI's taxonomy places the organism in Eukaryota, Oomycota, Peronosporomycetes, Peronosporales, Peronosporaceae. The record is from RefSeq and is a predicted model, not a curated record. The transcript is spliced from 2 exons.